Insectozyma verbasci is the source of this 2529-nucleotide messenger RNA. Lineage: Eukaryota; Fungi; Ascomycota; Pichiomycetes; Serinales; Debaryomycetaceae. The record is from the annotation of a GenBank genome assembly.
AUGUCUGGUAUUUGGUCAAGUGGGAAUAACUCACCUACUCAGACAAAUACAAAUUUAUCAUCUUUUGAAAAUAAUUUACAAUAUAAAUCAGUUUUAGAUCAAAUUGAUCCAGAUGUUGCAAAAUUUUUAUCAAGUGAUAAUAUAAACAAUCCGUUUGAAAGAAGAUUAUCAUUUAAUGAUGAGAGUGAUAUAAUGGAUCAAAAUCAAAAUUUCUUUGGUGGGUUUAAAAGAGGUGCUUUGUCUGCUAUAACUGCACCAGUUGGUGGAAAUAAUAAUAAUAAUAAUAACCACCAAAAUAAUAAUCAAGUCGUUUUUGGUACUGCUAGUAUUAGCGGUGGUAUUGCAAAUAGACAUCCACCCCCACAACAAGAUUCAUUUUUACAAAAAUUUUCAAAUAUCGGUGAUGUUACAAGAGAAGCUGUUACAAAUGGAAAUUCAAGAAGAACAAGUCUUAAUAAUGAUAAUAAAAAUGCUAGUGCUUCAAUUGGUUUAUAUAAUGGUGGUUCAAAUGGUAGUAAUAAAUCAUUAAAUGAAAAUUUAAAUAUGCCUGCUCCAACAAGAACUUCAAGACAUCAAUCAAUAAGUGAAAAAAUUGAUAAUUAUAAUAUAAAUAAUAAUAAUUCUCCAAUUCAAACAACUGCUAAAUUAUCAUUAGCUUCAGAUUCAAAUGAAAAUUUUAAUAACUCCCAAAAUAAUAAUGUAAAUAAUUCAAAUCAUAUACCACAAAAUUUUUGGAAUCCAGCUACUGCUACUUCAUUUACACCUCAACAAAAUUAUUUUAUUGAUAAUUUACCACCUCAUCCACCAAUACCUCAUCCUCAAAUGCCUCCUCAAUUUAGUCAAAAUUUAUAUAGAAAUGGUCAACCAACAGCAAAUUUUCAACAAAUUAGUCCUCCUCCACCUCCAUUUAUGAUCCCAUCACCUCCACCUCCACCUCCCCAAUUUAUGGAUCCUGGUUUAUUUAAUAUGAUUUAUGGUCAAAUUCCAGAACAAGACGAAAAAAACGAAGUUGAAAAAGAAGAUAAAAAGGAUACUAAAGUUGAUAAAGAAAAAGAAGAUAAUAGAGAUAUUAAAAAUGAUCAAGAUACUAAUAAGAAAACUCCUGGACCUGGUCAAAUUGGUGUAGGAUUAAUGAAUCGUCAAUUUUCUCCAGCUUCAUUUAUGUUUCAUCAUUUUAAUCCUUAUUCAAUGUAUCAACAAUCACCUCCAUUAGUUCCUCCUCCUGAAGCAUUAAGAGGUUUAUCAUCACCACCACCAAUUCCAGGUAUGCAAAUGCCACCUGUUUCUCAUCAAUUACCUGUAUCACCACCUCCUAAUGCUCCACAAAAUGUGCAACAACAACAACCACAAUCACAACCUUCAAAACCUGCACCAGUAAAAGAAUCAAAAAAGAAAUCAAAUGGUAAAAAUAAACCUACUGGUGGUGGUUCUCAUAUUUAUCGUUCACCAUUAUUAGAAGAAGUUAGAUCAAAUCCAAAAAAUAAGGAAUUUUAUCUUAAAGAUAUUUAUGGACAUGCAAUUGAAUUUACAAAAGAUCAACAUGGUUCAAGAUUUAUUCAACAAAAAUUACCAGAUGCAACAGAAGAAGAAAAAGAAAUGAUUUUUAAUGAAAUUAGAGAUAUAUCAUAUGAAUUAAUGACUGAUGUAUUUGGUAAUUAUGUUAUACAAAAAUAUUUUGAACAUGGUUCAAAAAUUCAAAAACAAAUUUUAUUGGAACAAAUGUUGGGACAUAUUUAUGAAUUAUCAUUACAAAUGUAUGGUUGUAGAGUUGUUCAAAGAGCAUUAGAAGCUAGUGAUAUUGAAGAUGGACAAUUAAAAAUUAUUGAAGAAUUAAAAGAUCAUAUAUUAAUUUGUUCAAAAGAUCAAAAUGGUAAUCAUGUAAUACAAAAAUCAAUUGAAAGAAUUAAACCAUUUGAUAAAAUUAGAUUUAUACUUAUUAGUUUAAAAGAUCAAAUUUAUCAUUUAUCAACUCAUCCAUAUGGAUGUAGAGUUAUACAAAGAUUACUUGAAUUUUCAAAUCGUGAUGAUCAAAAAUUAAUUUUAUCAGAAUUAAAUAAAUUUAUUUAUUAUUUAAUUCAAGAUCAAUAUGGUAAUUAUGUAAUGCAACAUAUUUUAGAGCAUGGUAAAAAUGAAGAAAAAGAAGAAAUUCUUAAAAUAGUUUUAGGUAAUGUUGUUUCAUUUUCAAAACAUAAAUUUGCAAGUAAUGUAAUUGAAAAAUGUAUUAAAUUUGGUAAUAAACAACAAAGAAUUAGAAUUUUAAAUGAAGUAAUGUUAAAUAAUCAAAAUAUUAAUAUUGAAGUUGUUAAUGAUGAUUCUCCAUUAGCUUUAAUGAUGAAGGAUCAAUAUGCAAAUUAUGUUAUUCAAAAAUUAGUAGAAGCAUUUGAUUCAAAAUCUCAAGAAAAGAAAAUAUUGGUUUUAAAAUUAAGACAAUAUUUAAAACAAUUAUCAAAUAAAAAUAAUUUUGGUGGUAAACAUUUAGCAAGUGUUGAAAAAAUGAUUAUUGUUGCAGAAACUGCAUUAGAUGAAUAA